GAUCGACAACGCACGUUACCCAUACAGGCAAAGGUAAAACCAUAGAUACUACCGGCGACUGCUCGAUCUUCAGGUUUUUAUGCAACACCCGAUGAUUUUGUUCGACACAUAAAGUUUGCUCUGCGAAGCGGUUAAAACGGAGACCUCCCGUUCCUACCUCCUACCUCGACAAGUGGCGAGGACGAACAAGACAACAUGACAGGAACUACAACGGAGAGGACUGGCGCCGUGUUGCCUGCGCCAGAUGGCAAUGGGCCGGCUGUUCCUAAUGACCACAACUAUAUACAAAAGUAUGCGUAUGAGCGGGAGAAGCGGUUAGGCAAAGGUGGCAUGGCCCAGUACAUUGAUUCAAGAUCAACAGAGCUGAAAAAGUUGCUUGAGGAUCCAUGGAUUGACACUGGCACACCCAUUCAGCAAGUCGUUCCAGAUGGCGGGCAUUGCAAGAUAUUGAUAGUUGGGGCUGGAUACGGCGGCAUCCUCUUCGCUGUUGAAUUAAUCAAGAAAGGCUUCACCACAGAAGACAUCGUGAUUGUCGACCCGGCCGGCGGAUUUGGAGGCACCUGGUAUUGGAAUCGAUAUCCGGGCUUAAUGUGCGACGUCGAAUCAUACAUCUACAUGCCGAUACUCGAAGAAAUGGGAUACAUGCCCAAACAUAAAUAUGCCAGUGGCGAGGAGCUCCGUACCUAUGCUGAGAGUAUAGCCGAGAAGUACAAUCUUUCACGCACAGCAAUGUUCCAAUCGACUGUUCAGAAAGCUGCCUGGGACCAGGAACGCAAUCAAUGGAAACUGGAAAUUACACAAACUCCCAAGGGUGGCUCGGAGUCCAGGAUCCGAAUCAAUUCAGACUUCAUCAUCCUGGCAAAUGGGUUGUUAAACAAUGCGAAGAUUCCAAAUAUGGCUGGUGCUAGUGACUUUCGUGGUCAGACGUUCCACACUGCUCGCUGGAACUACGAAGUUACAGGUGGUUCCUCAGCAUCGCCAGAAAUGGACAAACUCCAGGAUAAGAGAGUGGCGAUCAUUGGAACUGGUGCCACCGCCGUACAAGUCGUGCCUCAGCUCGCAAAGUGGUCCAAGAAGUUGUAUGUGUUCCAACGCACACCCUCUGCAGUUGACGUCCGGAACAAUCGAGAGACAGACCCCGUGGAAUGGAAGACCAAAAUUGCAAACACUCCCGGAUGGCAACGUGAUCGAAACCUAAACUAUUGCAGCUUCGUUGGCAACACCAACCCUAAGCCGGAGGUGGAUCUCGUGGACGAUGGAUGGACACAUGCUCCAUCGUUCAGCGCGUUGAUCGGCGGCCCCUCGUACGAUGUGAAUAUGACCAACGUAGGCGAGCAUGUGGCAAUGCUGAACGCUUUGGAUGCCCCGCGAGCUGCCAAGGUCCGAGACCGAGCUGCGCAGGUCGUGCGAGAUACGGAGACUGCACAGAAACUCCAAGCGUGGUACCCGACCUGGUGCAAGCGUCCCUGCUUUCACGACGACUACCUGCCUAGCUUCAAUCGGGACAAUGUAGAACUGGUAGAUACAGAUGGCCGUGGAGUGAAUCGAAUCACGCAGAAUGGAGUAGAAUUCGAUGGCAAAGAAUACGAAGUGGACAUACUAAUAUGGAGUACUGGCUUCACAUCUCCAGGCGCUGGUACUGCUGCCUCUCGUGCUGGAAUUGAGUUGUCGGGCCAAGAUGGAAGAUCUCUUGAUGACCUUGCUCAAAGUGGCAUGUCCACGCUGCAUGGCAUAACGAGUAGAGAAUUUCCAAAUCUCUUCUGGCCCGGCCCACAACAAUCAGGCGUCUCCCCCAACCAGAUGUUUGUGCUCGAAACCAUGAGCGCUCACAUUGCAUACAUCAUUUCGGAGGCUAGCAAGCGAACGUCAGGUUCUCCGAUUAUCCAGCCUACGAAAGAGGCUCAGGAGGCUUGGGCGAUGAAAUGUCUGGCUGGGGCUGCAACAUUUGCUGCCGUGUCUGGCUGUACACCCGGCUACCUGAACAGGGAGGGCCAAUCGGACGAAAUGUCGAUGGAGGAGAAGAUGACAGCGGCGAGACUCUCUCCUUGGUGUCGUGGCAUUGCAGACUUCAACAACUUGAUUGAAGACUGGCGGGCAGAGGGAAAGCUGGAGGGAUUGGAAGUGAGCGCACGAGGCUGAACGAGUAGAU
This is a messenger RNA of Cercospora beticola, 2149 nucleotides long. RefSeq names its product flavin-containing monooxygenase. The record is from RefSeq and is a predicted model, not a curated record. Gene Ontology annotation, molecular function: oxidoreductase activity. Lineage: Eukaryota; Fungi; Ascomycota; Dothideomycetes; Mycosphaerellales; Mycosphaerellaceae.